CAGCGCCUGGCGGGGUUAUCCGCGGGAUGGUGUAGCUCUUGGUGAACUGGUGCGUCAAGCUAGGGGCAAGAGAGAAUUGUUGUCACCCGAGGAGUCGGAUCAGACCGGCGAAGAGCCUCCAGGAGGGCCACGUAGCGAGAGAGAAACCAAGAGAGAGGUAGUAAACGAUCGAAGCGAGACCAAGGGAUACCCGUGCAGACUGAAUCAGACUGACAGAGCUUGCAGAGGGAAACAGGGGGGGGGAGGGGAGAGUCGAAAGGAGACAGGAGAUCGGAGCGAGAGAAGAGCGCGCAGGAGAGCCCUAGUGCGGUGAACAGAAAGAGAGAGAGAGAGAGAGAGAGGAGGGAAGCACCGGUGGAGGAGGCAUUAUAUACUGGCUGGAUCCUCAUUCGGCUGCCAGUUUCUCGCCUGAACGCGGCAACGACUAUACCCACGCACACGGUGUCCUCGGCAGCUAAGUAAUCGUGAUCUUUCGCACGGGGGAGGAUCGUUCCGCGGUUUCGCUACUGGAAGAGGAAGAGACAGAGUCAAGGACGAGCCUGAGGGUGGUUGCUGGAAGUCGGGAUAUAAUCGUCGUCUUCGAUUAUUUUGUGCUCCCGAUCCUCCGCCACGCAAACACAGGGGGCUGUUUCUGUGUAACGGGUGAAGAGGACAACGACGAGGAGGGUAUCGAAGUGCGUUGAGAAACGUCUACGAGGGAGAUUCGAGAGCUAUCGUCGGGGAAUAUGGCCACGUACGCGACAUACAGACACGUCGAGCUCGACAAUGUCGGAUACGGAAAGAAAAGGGUGUUGAAACCCCCUGGUGGUGGAAGCAGCGACAUUUUCGGAGCAGGUCCCGACGAGACGAGCCCCCGCCGCGUCAAGAACCACAACCAAUCACAGCUAGGCUCGGCGUUGUUCGGCGACGCUCCGAACAGCAACAACGGCAACGAAACGCCGCGCAACAAGCCCGGUAAUGAUUCAUACAAACGCCUGUUUGGCCCUCCCGAUGCCCCACCCACCACCCCAAACGCGAAAAAUCAUAUGCGCAGCAAUAUCUCCCUCAGCGGGGAGUCUUCGGCCUCGUCGGCGUCGUCGGGCGCCUCGACGUCGCCCGCGAAGAGCACCGCCAGCUCGGACUCGAUCGCGGGCGUUCUCAACGGAUACACGGCCAGCAAUGGCAACAACCUGACCAACGAUAUCACAGCUUUUAGGAGAAUCAAACGAUUUCGUGGAUCCUGCAUUUCGCGCAACCCGGUCACCGGAGACGGAGUUAUCGUGACGCCUAUGAGGCGCAGCGCACGAAGGUGUCGAGAUGGCAAUCCGGUGACUGGAGCCGGUUACACGGAAUCACAGAACAACGGGCCAGCCGUGCAAAACGGAACAUCCAGCUCGAACUCCAGCGUCGGCGAGAAAUCGAACGACUCGUCGCCAGCCGCGAAGGCCCCGGCCCGCGGACGAGUCCCACCUGGCGGAUACUCAUCAGGACUCUGGUAAAAGUCUGAAUCGGGAUUAACCGCUCGUCGGCAUCCUCCUUUCCGCGUCGUUCACCCUUCCAGUGUCCGAAAAUUCCAGACGAAUCAGUCCCCGAGCUAGGACCAGUCUAAUACGAAAAAGACUGACGACGACGUUCCUUCGAGCAAACCCACGAUUCACUCUUUCGUUCGAAAUUCAUUCUAAAGUUAUUUUCAUUUCUAUUGUUUGUCGUUUUAUGUUCGAGAUGUUGUUCUAGGGCGAUUCUGCAUCGAAGGAGCGAAUUUUCAGCCGAAAAGAAGACGGAUGUACUCCUGGGAAGCACGAAAAACGACUUUAGGGACGUGGAGUCUCCCGAUUGGUGGAUUGGCGUUAGUUUCCUUCCACCAACUGGAAGCCUGGCGUAGUCUUUCGCGCUCCUCGGUGUACUGUUUCCAAUAGAGCCGUUCAUUGUGAAAGUGGUGUCAAUCUACAGACAAAAAUGAUCUUAUGUCUUUUUAUUUACAUUACCUAAAGGCCUAAUAGGGUUACAAAAACCACAUGUACACUACAAUUACUUUAAAAAGCUCGAUCACCCCAAACGAAGAUGGACUUAUCCCACUUUCACAAGGAACAAUUCCUUUAAUUCCUAAAACAAAAUCAAAAGAGCAUUCGUUUUCUGCCACAAUAUGUUCAUAUAACAUAUUUCAUUCAUUUGACUGGAGAUUUGCUUUCUCAAGCAAAUUAUCAAGGAUCGCCCUCCAAUGUUCGCAAAUAGGUUCGUGUUUUGUUUAUUCGUUUCCGUUGUGUUGUUGUAUUUAUUAUCCUCUGUUGGAAAUUGGUUUCACGACGAUCGGCAGAAUUUGUGUAUCCACUAAUUGCAAGGGUACUGGAAGGGCCGACGACACGGAGGGAGAGAGGGUCACGCAAAACCGAGAGAAGAAGAAGAAGAGCAAUGUCCAUCCCUCGACGGUCGAAUCUUAGGUCCUGUUCGCCGAAACGGGUAUUAAAUAGUCGUUCAGUUUUACGAAAAAAGAGCAUACUUCCCCUUCUCAAGAAUCCUCGUUACCCGCAGUUUUGUAAAUGCGUAACUCUUAAGAUAAUAAAAUAGUACUUUUUGUUUUUUGAAUCACGAUCAAAACGAAGGAGAGAAAAAAAAGAGAGGAAAAAAUAAGGGUGUAAGAUAACAAUUGAAACGAUGCCCUAUUUUCGAGAAAUUUUGCCCCCUCCCACUGCCACGUUCGACCGUGGUUUGUUUUGUCUUGAAAGGCACCUUUCUAAUUAAACCGAUACCGUGUCGAUCGAUAUCGGUGGAUCUUGAACCGUUAAUCCGACGUUUAGAACGCUUGGGAAAAGGAAAAAGAAUGAGGAGAGCGGAGAGAGACAGAAAGACAGAAGAAAGUAACUUUUGGUUCGACUUGGUUCGAUAGGUAAAUCCUUUAAAAAUUCUGAGACGCGAUAUAUAACUCUUCCUACGAAGAAGAACGGCCAGGUGACAACGCUUCUUAAAAUUAGGCGGCUAUCGAUUGGUAUUUUCGAUAGGGAAACAUACUAAUUGAUGAUAGAAAAGGAAUUUAACGCGAACGUCCAGUUAGAAAUGAGAGAAAAAAAAGAGAGAAAGAGUGAGAGCGCGCUCGACAGACAUUUAAUAUUUAGAUAACGUUCGAUUGAAAACCUCGGAAUUGUACAUUAGAAGUAGGCAUAUGUUAUUCGAAGAAAAUAAAAGUACAUCCUUGUAACC
Hylaeus anthracinus is the source of this 3174-nucleotide messenger RNA. It is a transcript of the gene Jupiter, whose product is annotated as microtubule-associated protein Jupiter. The record is from RefSeq and is a predicted model, not a curated record. Lineage: Eukaryota; Metazoa; Arthropoda; Insecta; Hymenoptera; Colletidae. Bases 726 to 1478 code for a protein of 250 amino acids. Gene Ontology annotation, cellular component: nucleus. The transcript has 5 exons.